Pyricularia oryzae 70-15 is the source of this 2730-nucleotide messenger RNA. RefSeq names its product acetoacetate-CoA ligase. Gene Ontology annotation, molecular function: acetoacetate-CoA ligase activity. Gene Ontology annotation, cellular component: cytosol. Lineage: Eukaryota; Fungi; Ascomycota; Sordariomycetes; Magnaporthales; Pyriculariaceae. The transcript has 4 exons. The coding region runs from base 244 to 2400 and encodes 718 amino acids. Gene Ontology annotation, biological process: lipid metabolic process. The record is from RefSeq and is a predicted model, not a curated record.
UUUGUUUUUUUUUUUUUUUUUUUUCUUGACUGGUAAUUCCCCGGAUUUUACCUUCCCCGGAUCCUGCACCUCCAGCCCAACGACCAACCAACCCGAUUUAUUCAGGGUACUUGGCUACAUACUUACCCACCUUCAUAGUACACAUUGUACCCUCCUGCGAAACAUCUGGUCAAGUAUAUAGAAGCCGGCUGAACUUGCCGAAGGGAGAAAACUAUAAAAACAAAAUAAAUAAACCAAGUCACCAUGGAAAAAACAAAGCGGGAUACUCUUGACUCGACCGGAGACGCCGUGCCCGCUCCCCAGGACAUGGCCUCGCAUCAGGCUAAGCGUGUCAAAAUGGGCAACGGGGCACCCGGCGCCGUGGAACUCUGGAGACACCCGGAUCCGAAGUCCACACCCAUGUGGAAAUUCCUCGAGCACGUCAACUCCACCAGGUCCCUCAGCCUCGCGAGCUACGAGCAGCUGCACAAGUGGUCCACCGCCGACCCCGCUGCCUUUUGGGGCGAUGUCUGGCACUACGCCGGCGUCGUGGCUUCCAAGCCUUACGACGAGGUCCUGCCAGAGGGUGGCAUGUUCCCGAGGCUGAAUUUCUUCAGCGGCGCCCUCUUGAACUUUGCCGAGAACCUCUUGUUCCCGCCGGGCGUCGACGUCGACCCGUCGGCCGUUGCCGUCAUCACCGCAACUGAGACCGACGAAAAGGAAACGACCUGGGCCGAGCUUCGGGACAUGGUCAGCCGGUGUGCCGUGGCGCUGCGGGCCGCCGGGCUCCAGCGCGGGGACGUCGUGGCCGGCUACAUCUCCAACCACGUCGAGGCCCUCGUCGCAGCGUUGGGUGCGGCCAGCAUCGGUGCUCUGUGGACCGGCAUCAGCCCGGACAAUGGCGUCAGUGCCGUGCUCGAUCGGCUUGUCCAGGUCAGACCUAAAGUGCUGUUUGCCGACAAUGGCACAACCUACAACGGCAAGUCGUGGGCCAGCACGCCCAAGACCCUGGAGAUAGUUGGGGAGCUCAAGAAGAACGGCCUUGAGCUUGUAGUUGUCACCAGAAACCUACAGGCUAUCGACUUGUCCCUGGACGAGAUCCGUGCUCUCGACGUCAAAGCCGACGACUUUGACGCGUUCCUGGCUGCAGCGCAGGUGGAGCAGAACGUCACAGGCUCGCAGCAGCAAUUUGAACAGCUACCAUCUGACCAUCCGCUCUUUAUUCUUUAUUCCUCGGGAACGACAGGUGUACCAAAGGCAAUCGUACACUCGGCUUUGGGUACUCUAAUUCAGCACAAGAAGGAACACCUUCUUCAUGGCUCGCUAAGUUCCAAGUCGCGAAUGCUUUACUUUACAACUACAUCAUGGAUGAUGUGGCACUGGAGCAUAACCGCCCUCUCCGUUGGCACAUCCUUGGUUCUGUAUUCCGGUUCUCCAUUCCGUCCAGACGGCUACUUGUCACUCCCAAAGCUACUUUCCAAGCUCAAGGUAACCCACUUCGGCACUUCGGCGGCCUACCUGACCGCCCUGGAAGCAAACAAAAUUUACCCCGUAGGCGAACCUGGCAUCGAUCUUUCUUCACUCGAGGGUAUCUACUCCACCGCUGCCCCUCUGCCGCCCUCAACAUUUGCCUUUGUAUACGAAGCCUUCCCAUCCAAGAUCCACCUGGCCUCGAUAACCGGUGGCACAGAUAUCAUCUCCCUCUUCGGUGCGCCGUGUCCGCUGCUCCCUGUCCGCGCGGGCGAGGUCCAAUGCGCCGGCCUGGGAAUGGCCGUGGCCGUCGUAGACUCUGCGUCGGACCCAGACAAGCCCGUGCUCAUCACGGACGGCGAGCCGGGCGAUCUCGUCUGCACCGUACCCUUCCCCUGCCAGCCGCUGACCUUCUUUGGCGACGGAGGCGACGAAAAAUACCGCAAAGCAUACUUUGAGCGCUUUCCCGGCAUGUGGCACCACGGAGAUUUCGUCCGUCAGGUGGACGGCCCCUCAGGUGGGCUCGUCAUGCUCGGCAGGUCCGAUGGCGUGCUCAAACCAGCCGGCGUGCGGUUCGGCUCCGCCGAGAUCUACAACAUCCUCACCAAGUUCUUCCCCGGCGACGUCGAGGAUGCGCUCUGCGUUGGCAGGAGGCGUGAGGGUGACACGGACGAGGCGGUCUGUCUGUUUGUCGUCCCCGCUGCCGGCAAGACGUUUGAUGAUGAGCUCAAGGGUCGGAUAAAGACGACGAUCCGCAGCGAGCUGAGCCCCCGCCACGUCCCGGCAUUUAUCGAGGAGGCCCAGGGCGGCAUUCCCAAGACUGGCAACGGUAAAAAGAUCGAGGUCGCUGUCAAGCAGAUCAUCUCGGGGAUGCAGGUGAAGACAAACGCGAGUGUGGCCAAUCCCGAGUCACUUGACUGGUUCAGGGCCUGGCACGAGCAGCACCCGUAGACGGGGUCAUUGCUGCUUCUUGUAGAGGCCGACACCUUUUGAGACAGCCAGCCCUCUAUAAUCCAAGAAAAGUUUUCCUCAUGCAAACGCAUAGGAGAGGACGGACAGGUACUGGUCUAGACAAAGUAAACCUUAGAUAAAAUUUAGAUAUCUUGUCGCGCUGGAUUCCACUACAUUUAAUCAGCCCAUGCUAAAAUCAACCACGAAUCAGCUGAACAAGUAGUCAAACCUUACACGAGCAGAGUUCAACCUAUGCAAGAAGGUGCAUGAACAGGUGUACGAAAUUGUCGGGACAGGGAGGCAUACGUACGCGCAGGAGCUAUUAUCAGC